Molecule: messenger RNA, 1269 nt
Organism: Bipolaris oryzae ATCC 44560
Lineage: Eukaryota; Fungi; Ascomycota; Dothideomycetes; Pleosporales; Pleosporaceae
Exons: 2
Coding region: 1-1269 (422 amino acids)
Biological process (GO): translation
Cellular component (GO): ribosome
Molecular function (GO): RNA binding; structural constituent of ribosome
Source: RefSeq, a predicted model, not a curated record
AUGAGCGUCUGCCGCCCCGCAAGAUGUCUGUUUACCAAGGCCGCCUCAACGACCCUUCCUAAACCACCUCCGCAACGAACUUUCCAUGCCUCCGCAUCUCGGCAAGCCCGCAAGAAGCGACCGCAUUACCCGUCAAUAAAGGCAGACGAACUCAAGCUCCUCAACCAGGCCGCCGAGGCCGAGUACCCGAAAUACGACACCUCGGAAACGACGCUUCUCGAGAAAAAAUAUACACCCUCACAAAUCGCCGCCAUCAAAGCCGCAGAAACCACCAUCGAUGCCCGAGAUGUCCUUACACAGGGUCAGCGAAGAACCGAUUUUUGGCGGCUCAACUACGAAGAUGAUCUUGCAGAAGUCGACCCAGUUACCGACCGGCCUGAGAAGCUGACCGGAGACGAUAUUGAGGGGCCAAAGACAUUUCGGAUUGCCAACGAGGUAGAACGAGAUGAGAAUAUUUCCCGUAUCGCCUCGGAGAACCUAGCAAAGAUGUACCCAGACGGUAUACCAGAGGACGACCCGGGCCUACAAAACGCCAUGGAUGCGGCUAUUACGCAGGCUGCCCUUGAUCCGCGCGCAACAUAUACGUCGAAGAACCCCGCCGCACUCCAGGCGCUUGGUGACGAACGUCACUCUGUAAUUGCACCCGAUCUACCGAGGGUAGAAAACCGCAUGGCACGCCAAACCCGCCGACUGUCCACUGAAGAAGAGGAGGAUCCUCGACAGAAGCGCCUUUUGCAAUACCUGGGUUGGGACAAGCAAAAAUUGCGCAGCAUUCGCGUCAAGACACUAGUUGUUCACGGUGUUACAAAUCAAACGCGCAUGGGCAAAAUUAGGAGUCUAUACUACCUCACCAUUGCGGGGAACCAAGACGGACUACUCGGUGUAGGAGAAGGCAAGUCGGUCGAACCUGAAGAAGGCAGGAAACAAAGUGUUAUGAGUGCGAUCAGGAACAUGAGGCCUGUCCCUCGGUACGAGAACAGGACGACAUUUGGAGAUUUGGAGAAGAAGGUUGGCGCGACCAAAGUGCAGCUGUUUUCAAGACCACCAGGCUUCGGUCUCCGCGUCCAACAUCUCAUCUUCGAGCUCGCCCGCGCAGCCGGCCUCCAGGACCUCUCCGCCAAAACCCCGCGCUCAAGAAACAAAAUGAACGUUAUAAAGGCGACCUGGGAAGCCCUCACCAGCCAGAAGCUGCCCGACGAGAUUGCUAGGGCACGCGGCAAGAAGCUGGUCGAUGUACGCAAGGUGUACUAUGGAGGCUCCAUACACUAG